AUGGGAAACGUUCAGUCCCAUUGCAAGUCCUCCAUUCCUUCUGCCCUCUACCUGAGGGAUCAAAGAAAAUUCAGCAUCUCCUCUCUGGUUGUCACCAACCGGAGUGGAGCUGUUCUCUUGGUGAUCUCACCAAAUGGCUACCCAGCAUCGCAGAUAUCUGCUAAGAGAGAUGCUGGUGAUAACACCCCUAUUGAAUUCAUUCAGGACCCUGAUCCUCCCUUCAACCCACUCAACAACAGCCAGGGCCCGUCCUUCAUCUUGCGGCUAACCAACGAGGACGAGCUCCACUUCUGCUUUACUUUCGUCAUUCGACAAGAAAAGGGCACAGCCGCCCCCAAGCCAACCACUGUCAAUGGCGUCUCUAGUGCCCUCCCAUCGGGCAUCGACAACACGGUCAAGAGUCUCACUUUUGCAUACGCUGCAAAUGCAAAGGACCUUGACAAUCUGGUCACGCAUGAAUUUCACGCGGACCCGAAUAUCCAAAACAACAACGAAAACGUUCGCCACAUUGGCACCUUCAACACUGGAGGGUCGCCAUCGGUGCAAUUCGACUGGUCGUGGAAAUGGAAGCCACCAGUCAAAAUUGAAGAGAAAUGCGGCGGAUGGCGCAAUUGCUGCAGUUUUCUCGACUACGACGAGAGGUCCAACAGAUUGAACACCCUGGCCUGGUUCCAAUACUGGGUUCAAGGACCCCCCAGACCCUCAACAAGCCCAAGUUUCGAGUCGACCGGUUUUGAGCUCGCGGUGCCACAGCGCAACCGACAGGUCUCAUCCCACUCGAACGUCUCUAGAACAAGUGACCCAAAUGAGUCAAACGACGAACUUGCCCCCGCGGCACCCACUGUCGAAUACCAGGAUUGCUUUCGGAGAUUCACAGCGCACAACAGCAACAAUGCCGUCCAAAACGUGCAACCAUCCACCAGUGCGCUGGGAGGUCCCAAGGUGGAUGUCACCUGUCACCAUCCUGGCGAGGAUAUGUGCGCGGUCGACGACGGUCCCCUAUUCCGGGCCACCAUGAAAUCCCUCGAACAAAAGACUGGAAAUCUACGCACGAGAAUGAAGAAGCUGCUCAAAAAGGCCGAAGUAGCUUACCACGCUCGUAUUAGUUGCCAUGAUGCAAUUUACAACUUUAUCAAAACUCUCGGAGAUACUGCAAAGGCCAACGCGCCAGCUAUACAGCCUGCGCUUGACCAUUACUUUAACCGUGCGGGGCGUGAGCUCCUCGCAGCCGAACGACUAGACGCCGAAUACAUGCAUGAAUUCGUCGUCAAACCUCUAUCGCGAUUUUACCACGUUGACAUGAAGCAAGCCGAUGCCAAGAAGAAAGAAUUCGAUGACGAGAGUAGAGACUACUACGCAUACGCUAGCAAAUACCUCGGUCAACGACAAGAUUCCCUCAAGGAAAAGAAACGAGUCGAGAGUGACUCAAAAUACCAAAUGAAAAGACGCAAAUUCGAACUAAGCCGAUUCGACUAUUCCUCUUUCAUGCAGGAUUUAACUGGCGGAAAACGUGAACAGGAGUUGCUCGCCAGCCUCACCCAAUUUGCCGUUUGUCAGGCAAAUGCCCAUAUCUCAACUUCACGGGGGGUCGAAGCCUUCCUACCUCAUCUUGAUGCUCUCGUCGAUGAAGUCAACAAGGUCGAUAAAGAGUUUAAAACUCAACGUACCGAACGCGAAGAAAAGCGAAGACUUCUCGAGAAUAGCAGCAAGAAAUACAUCGAACCCGACACAGCCCAAAACCCCGGCCCAUCUCCACCUACUCCAGGUGGCAACAGCACUACAAAUAACAACGCGACCUCCUACACGUCCGAUUCCGACCUUGGCCAUGCAGAUGGCACUAACUCGACUUUUCGUGGCUAUUCUGGCAAUACUUCGGGGCGAUCGAAUUCACCCAACGGAGGAGCGACGGUUCCUACCGGCUCCAACACCGGGCCUGUCUCUUCCACACAAAACCGUUUCAAAGGGUUUCGUGACUUGGAAGAGCGCGAUAGCACUAGUAAGGCGGCCACAGAGGGCGCAAACGGACAGCAAAAGAAGGAGGGGUUGUUGUGGGCUUUAUCACGCCCUGGGUCGCAUAUGGACCCGAAAGGGAUCAACAAACAAGCGUGGCACAAGUAUGUCUCUUUCUCCCCUUUUUUUAACGUUCCUAUCUUUAGGAUUUCUAACGCCAUUGAUAGAUUCUGGAUCGUGCUCGACCAAGGCAAGCUUUCAGAAUACAGCAACUGGAAGCAAAAGCUGGACUUGCACAUGGAUCCGAUCGAUUUGCGAAUGGCCUCUGUACGUGAAGCGCGCAAUGCGGAAAGACGUUUCUGCUUUGAGGUUAUCACGCCACAGUUCAAGCGAAUCUACCAAGCCACUUCUGAGCAGGACAUGGGAAACUGGAUCACAGCCAUCAACAACGCCCUACAGAGCGCUGUAGAAGGACGAGUCUCCACCCCACGUACCAAACAAACUACACCAAAGGAAAAAUUAUCUGGACGCACAAUAGGAUCCGCCCUGACUGGCAAAUCCGUGUCUCCAUCUAACUCAAACAACAUGGGACGUCGAACAACGGUUGGCGCACGGCCCGGCUACAUGAGAAGUGGCAGCCAUGGCUACGAUGACGAUCCCGCCAAAUUACUUCAAACCAUACGCGCAGCUGAUGAAGGCAACACCUGGUGUGCCGAUUGCUGCUCAACAUCAAAGGUUGAAUGGGUUUCCAUCAACCUCGGCAUAGUCCUCUGCAUUGAAUGCAGCGGAAUCCAUCGAUCCCUCGGAACACACAUCUCCAAAGUCCGAUCUCUCACACUCGACAUUCACUCCUUCUCCAACGACAUUGUGGAAAUCCUACUCCAAGUAGGUAACCGAAUCAGCAACAUGGUCUGGGAAGCACAGCUAUCCCCAGGCGUCAAGCCCGGUCCAACAGCGACCAGAGAGCAACGCCUAAAAUUCAUCACCGCAAAAUAUAGCGAGCGUGCCUUCGUUCGUGUAGUCUCACCCGAAUCACCUGAAUACAACUCUCCUGUCGAAACACUCUUCAACGCCAUCGAAAUGAACGACAUCCAAGGUGUACUCUAUGCCAUUGCCUUAGGAGUCAAUGUUAAUGCUAUUGAUACCAACCGCAAAACCAACGCUCUGACUGCUGCCUUGGAUUCAGCAGAUCCAGCACCAGCUAUUUCUCCUCCAGCGAGCCCUAGCUUGGGCCGCCAAAGACCAUUUAUCCCGAGCCGUUCUUCCAGUGCUAGCGCCAUAGCUAAGCCAUUCCCUAUUGCCGAACUCCUUGUCCAGAACGGAGCCAUCAUGCCAUCAAAAUUGCCAACUUCUCCCCUCUCUGAAUCCGCGCAGCUUUAUCUCACCCAACGAAACGUUCGAUCCUCUCGUCUUGACGGUGGGGGUAGUAGCACCGGGGAUACCCUGAGUGCUCUACCUACUAUCCGCGGACUUGAAGGUAACGGUUCGUCCAUGCCGGCGGUCGACAGCAAAGAACGAGAGAGACUUCACAAGCGAGGCAGUGCCGGAGCUCGAUUUGCAGGAAAGGUGUCGGCGUUUACACCAUAA
This is a messenger RNA of Trichophyton verrucosum HKI 0517, 3537 nucleotides long. RefSeq lists its product as uncharacterized. The transcript has 3 exons. Lineage: Eukaryota; Fungi; Ascomycota; Eurotiomycetes; Onygenales; Arthrodermataceae. Gene Ontology annotation, molecular function: protein binding; GTPase activator activity. The record is from RefSeq and is a predicted model, not a curated record. Gene Ontology annotation, cellular component: trans-Golgi network; endosome; cytoplasm. Gene Ontology annotation, biological process: intra-Golgi vesicle-mediated transport. Bases 1 to 3537 code for a protein of 1178 amino acids.